Molecule: messenger RNA, 384 nt
Organism: Mesorhabditis spiculigera
Lineage: Eukaryota; Metazoa; Nematoda; Chromadorea; Rhabditida; Rhabditidae
Source: the annotation of a GenBank genome assembly
AUGGACGAGCUGGAGGCCGGCCUGCUCGCCGACGACGCGCCCCGUCUCCGAGCUGGAGGAAAAAAGAAAAAGGCGAAAGCGAGCAAGGAGGGCAAGAGCAAGGAGGGCAAAGAGAGCAAGGAGGGCAAGGAGGGCGGUGAUGACGCCGAGGGCGGCGGCGGCGACGACGAGCCGGAGGAGGGCGGCUCGGCGAAAAAAGCGAAAAAGGGCAAGAAGCCCAAGGUCAAGUCGACGAUCCCCGUGCCGCGCGCCAUCCCCGAGGAGGACUCGCGAAAGCCGUGCAGAACCGCCUUCGUCGUGUUCAUCGUCUGCUGGGUGAUUGGGGCGCUGGCGUGCCUGGUCGGCUUCUUCUUGGAGAUGAACGCGCUCGGCCAGGACGACAAG